Messenger RNA from Glycine soja, 1097 nucleotides. RefSeq names its product histidine-containing phosphotransfer protein 1-like. The coding region runs from base 209 to 667 and encodes 152 amino acids. Gene Ontology annotation, cellular component: cytoplasm; nucleus. The transcript is spliced from 6 exons. Gene Ontology annotation, biological process: phosphorelay signal transduction system; cytokinin-activated signaling pathway; phosphorylation. The record is from RefSeq and is a predicted model, not a curated record. Gene Ontology annotation, molecular function: protein histidine kinase binding; histidine phosphotransfer kinase activity. NCBI's taxonomy places the organism in Eukaryota, Viridiplantae, Streptophyta, Magnoliopsida, Fabales, Fabaceae.
ACGAAUAAAAAGCGAAGGGGUGUCCGAGUUUUGAAGGAGAGAGAGAGAGACGCAUUUGUAACGACAAGAAGCAGAAGGUGUAGUAAUACUGAGUGGUCAAAUUAAGGAUCGGGAUUCAGGAAUUUCCAUUCUGAGACACACAGAAGAACAGAAAGAAACUCCUUUUAAUUUUCAAUUUCAAGUCAAGAUCGAUCUGACAUCAUAGAAAAUGACCAUGGAUGUCGUUCAGCUGCAGAGGAAGCUGCGCGAACACCAAGCCGCUAUGUUUCAACAGGGUUUUUUGGAUGAUCAGUUCAGCCAGCUUCAGAAACUGCAAGAUGAGAGCACUCCAGAUUUUGUGAUUGAGGUUAUCACUAUGUUCUUUGAUGAUUCUGAGAAUCUCCUAAAAAACAUGGCACGUUGUCUAGAACAAGUGCCAGCUGAUUUCAAACAAAUAGAUGCUCAUGCUCAUCAGUACAAGGGAAGCAGUGCCAGUAUUGGUGCUGCUAGAGUUAAAAAUGUGUGCGCCACCUUCAGAGCUUUUUGUGAGGCUAAGAACCAGGAAGGAUGUAUGAGAUGUCUAUCACAGUUGCAACAGGAGUACUCUCUACUGAAGAACGCUCUACAGUACUUAUUCAGUCUGCAGCAACAAAUCAAGGCUGCUGGUGGUUCCAUUCCCACACAAUAGAGUAGAUGAGUGAUAAAAAAGUGAAGCUUUUGAUGGAGCUGCUGAUUUUGUUCUUUUUUUAUCUUUUCCUGGAUUACUCGUUCAGAAUUACGUCCAAGGUUUGAACGAUGGAUUAUGGUGCUGAUAUGAUGAAUAAACAUUUCUUGCCUAGUUUGUCGCAUACAUACAUGAUAUUAUAUUAUUCUUCUCCACUAAACUGUAGUUAAGUUUGAAGUUUCCUAUGUUUACUCGUUAGGGUGAUAAUGUUUAUCGUUCACUCAUUUGUUAAAGUAAAUGCGUAUAUUUGUAGUGUUUAGCUCUUUGAACUCUUCUGUUCACUUCAAAGAAUUUAUUUGGAAAGUGUGGAAUUAAUAGCCCUUCAACUGUAAGAGAUAUGUUUGUAAGGUUAUUAGUUUGAAAACAGCGGUACGCAAAUUCUUGUACUAUUUUA